Messenger RNA from Oncorhynchus kisutch (coho salmon), 3774 nucleotides. RefSeq names its product E3 ubiquitin-protein ligase ZFP91. The record is from RefSeq and is a predicted model, not a curated record. The coding region runs from base 1107 to 3449 and encodes 780 amino acids. Gene Ontology annotation, biological process: regulation of transcription by RNA polymerase II. Gene Ontology annotation, molecular function: DNA-binding transcription factor activity, RNA polymerase II-specific; sequence-specific DNA binding. NCBI's taxonomy places the organism in Eukaryota, Metazoa, Chordata, Actinopteri, Salmoniformes, Salmonidae. The transcript is spliced from 12 exons. Gene Ontology annotation, cellular component: nucleus.
CUUCCAGAUAGUCCUAGCAAAAUUCUUGCUUGAGAAAUUGCUCUUUGGUAAGAAGCUAUUUUUUUUUACAUGGAACCUGGAAACUAAACACUGUGGGCAACAGUAAGCAUCUGCCUCUGAUUCCAAAGGUUACAAGUCUGAAACCAGCAAUAGAAAGUUGUUUUAGAUUUUGAAUUCGGGGGGAAAUGCCUAACCUUAAGAUUUCGGCGUUAAUGCCUCAACUUAACCUUAAACACUUUGAAAUGUGAUGUUUGAUAAACAUGAUGAAUGUCUAAUUCUGACGUGAGACUGUGAGAGAUUGUUGGUAGUGGCUUCCGAACAGCGCCCGUCUGCUACCCAGUCAUUUUAGAACAGUCAUCCCAUUUUAAGGCUACACUGCCAUCUAGUGGCAAAAAAACUGUCAAACCUAAAAUAACAAAACAUUGUAUAAUUUACAAAGAAAGGACUGGAUAACACAAUUUACUCUUACAUUCACUGUACUUUGUUAGACUUUACAUUCAACAUAAAAUCAGAUAAAAUAGCAUGUGUGAUUUUUGCACUCGGCCUACAUUUCCCAUGACCAGAGGGCUGUCUGUGCGCGCAGAUUCUUUGCACAGCUCCUGCGCGUUCAAUUUCACUGAUCUGUAAACAACUGGGAUGGGACCAACACGUGCUAUGUGGUCUGUACUUAUAUGGUUGGGUGAUGAUGCUGCGAACGUGUGCAUCUGCUGAACAGUAUGUUGCUUAUGCAUUUAACCUUGGUUUUAUUUUGGCUUAAAGGAGACGCAACAAAGUGGUAACGCGACAUGGCCCGUGCAAAUAGUUAGGUUUACUAUAGCUUUAAGAAUGCAAAAAUAGUGUCUGGUUCUUUAAAAAUGGAUAUUGGUUUAUUAUUAUAGUAGGAAUUAAGGAAAGUUUUUAUUAUUGAUCAAUAACGCUUAUAAUUUGCGGACUAGGCCCGAAUUCUGUGAAUUAUGUCACAGUCGGAUUACGGCCUUUAGCUAGCAAUCCAAGCGUUUUGAUCGAUGUGAUAUCAAAUGUAAUCAUUUGUUUACUGUCAGUACAGUAUCAGAGAAAGUAAUAAAUACGUUCCGGGAAAAAAGGUUAAGAACCGGGAACACGCGGUGAUGGAGCCGCAAAUCACCCAAAUAGGCGAAAACAAUAAAAGGGAUGAGCCCGAGGAUGACAAGGCCACGGUACAAUCCCCAGCCUCGAGUGCAGCGGUCACCCCGCGCAGGACUUCGAGAGGCCGAGGAGUUGGCCGGAAGAAGGGGGUUUCUCCUUCGCCGUGUACGAAUGGAGCAACACCAGGCACUCCGAGUUCUGGACGAGUGUUACGGGACCGGUCUACACGAACACUACCAGCUUGGUUGCAGAGCGAGAAGAGUGACCAUGCAGAAGAAUCAAGCGCUGACAAAGCCGUAAACCGCCGGAGGAAGGCUGCUUGUCCACGAUCCAGGAAAAAUGCCUCCUCCGCAGCUUCAACAGAGAGUACCGGAGAGGUCGGGGAUGACCGUAGUCAAGCUCAUGACUCAGGGCACCCAAGGAAACCCACCGAUGUUCAAGUCCACCCUCACUCACAGAAUGCUCAGACGAGUGCCAAGGCCCCUUCUGCCCGGGGUACCAGGGGGUCCGCCAAGCCUGUGUGCAAGAGUGAGCCUGGCACCGACAACCCAACCGUGGAGGUGGAAGCAAAGGUAGUUGCAAAGAAGACAGUUAGGAUUGAGAAAAAAGAGGAGAAUGAGGAAGAUGUUCUCUUGGGAGGAGAAGAUGAGUCUCCUUUCCAAGAUGACCCUAAAGACUUCAGCUUCCAGCCACAGUCUCAGAGUGGGGAAAUCAGCAGUGAUGAUGACAUUCCCUUCAGAGAUGACCUCAACGACCAGAGCUACAACCCGGAGGCUGAGACUACUAGGGAUGCCCCCAAACCACGGCGCAAACCCCCUCCGAGACAGAAAGAGAAAAAAGAGAAGGAGCCAGGAAUCAAGAUAGAGGGCACAGACGUGAAGCUGGAGAACGAGUUCGGAGAGGGGGAUUUGCCCAGAAAGAGAGGCAGGCGAAGGAAAGAUGAUAAAAGUCCCCGGCUCCCGAAAAGAAGGAAGAAGCCACCGGUGCAGUACGUGCGCUGUGAGAUGGAGGGGUGUGGAACAGUCCUGGCUCACCCUCGCUACCUGCAGCACCAUAUUAAGUACCAGCACCUUUUGAAGAAGAAGUUUGUAUGUCCUCACCCAUCCUGCGGAAGACUCUUCAGGCUGCAGAAACAGCUACUUCGCCAUGCCAAGCACCACACCGACCAGAGGGACUACAUCUGCGAGUUCUGCGCCCGCGCCUUCAAGAGCUCCCACAACCUGGCUGUGCACCGCAUGAUCCACACCGGAGAGAAACCACUGCAAUGUGAGAUCUGUGGCUUCACCUGCCGCCAGAAGGCCUCCCUCAACUGGCACAUGAAGAAGCACGACGCGGAUGCCACCUACCAGUUCUCCUGCUCCAUCUGCAACAAGAAGUUUGAGAAGAAGGACAGCGUGGUCGCCCACAAGGCCAAGAGCCACCCGGAGGUGCUCAUCGCAGAGGCCCUGGCGGCCAACGCAGGGGCCCUCAUCACUACCCCUGCCUCCCUGCUGGAGGCCUCGGGAGUGGGUUGUGUCGGGAACCAGGGGGAGCUGGUACGACUGGAGCCCGCCAAGCAGGUGACCCAAGUGGGUGAACAAAUGACCCACAUGGGGCAACAGGUAGCUCAGAUGGGUCAGAUGAGCCACCAGGUGGUAGUAGUGAGUCAGGACCAGGGCCUCCACGCCAUGCAGAUGCCCCUGACCAUCGCCCUGUCCCCCAUCGACCCCCCGUCGCCCUCCGACACCCAGCAGCAGCAGACCCACCACACCCUCCAGCUCCAGAUGCCCCUUCAUUUUGUUCAGCAGGUGGCGGCCACUUCCCCACAGCAGCAGCAGUCGCAGCAGCAGCAGGCCCAGAUGCAGCAACUGGCCCUUCAUUCCGGCUCGGUAGUGACCCAGCAGCAUCAGCCCCAGCAGCUCCAGCAAAUGACCCUGCAGUCUUAUCAGCAGCAGAAUCAGCAGCCACAGAUUCUCCACAUGACCUUCCAGACCGUCGACGGGUCGCAGACACAUCUCCAGCAGAUCCCCUUGUUAGCCACCCCCCAGCAACUCCAAACCCUCCAGAGUAGCUCCCAUAUUUCUACCGCCAACCUCCCUCUCUUGGCCCAGGUCCAACUUCAACCUCCGCCCCAAACCCAGGACAUCCAGCUUCAGGACCCAACCACUGUGGGUUGUAGCGAAAGCUACGCUCUGGACGAUUCUGUUCUCUCUGCCUCCUCUCCUUCCGCUAACACCCUUCAACAGUGUGAGACUGUAGGGGAGGGAGAGGUCGUUUGGGAAGGGGGCGGAGAGGGGGACGGAGUGGUGGAGGGGGAUGUCUUGACCGAUGCCACAGAAGUGCACAUGCAACAUGUACUUAUCUAGAGUAGUCGGUGGGGGGGGGGGGGCUAGCCUGGAAAUUCAAACUGAAUUCAGCUGUUUCACUUUAUGAUCACUAAUUAGGAAAGUGAAACAACAUAAGGUGAUUCAGUCUGGAUUUCGAGGUUAGGGGAAACUGGGAAAGACAGUAAAAAAAUGAGAGGUCUAGCGAUGUCCCUCCUAAUGUAUUGUGGCACCAUUUGAAAUAUAUAGGAUCACAGAUAUGUAUUUAUAGUCACUUUUGGUAGCUUUUUAGAUCUACCCGCAUCAGGGCAGUUGUGUGAGUUGUUGCCUUUGUACAUAAAGUGAUGUAGCCAUCUAUACCCAUCAA